Messenger RNA from Pedinophyceae sp. YPF-701, 1650 nucleotides. The record is from the annotation of a GenBank genome assembly. NCBI's taxonomy places the organism in Eukaryota, Viridiplantae, Chlorophyta, Pedinophyceae.
AUGCGCUCACAGCUCCUCGCGAGGGUUCCGCUCGGGUCGCUGCGCGGUCCCCAGAGGCCCCCUCGAUGCGUCGUCGAAGGCAGACGCAUCCGGCAGGCGGUGCGGGCGCGGGCCGCGGCGGACGUCACCGAGACUAAGCAGAAGAAGAAGCAGCAAAACCAGAAGGGGCAGAACAAGGGCGGGAAGGGCAAGGGAGGGGAUGGGGCGAUCACGCCGCGCUCCGUCGACCACUCGCAGUGGUACCUCGACGUGAUCAAGGUGUGCGACCUGUGCGACUACGGACCGGUCCGCGGAACCAUGGUGAUCAAGCCCUACGGGUACGCGCUGUGGGAGGGCGUGCAGUCCUGGCUAGACAGGCGCUUCAAGAAGCUGGGAGUCGAGAACUGCUAUUUCCCGCAGCUCAUCCCCAUGUCCUUCAUCGCCAAGGAGGCCGACCACGUCGAGGGCUUCGCGCCGGAGCUCGCGAUCGUCACCAAGGGCGGCGGGAAGGACCUCGAGGAGCCCCUCGUCGUCCGCCCGACCUCGGAGACCAUCGUCAACCACGAACUCGCCAAGUGGGUGCGCUCCUACCGCGACCUCCCCAUCCGCGUCAACCAGUGGGUCAACGUCCACCGCUGGGAGAUGCGCACGCGGCCCUUCCUCCGCACGCUCGAGUUCCUCUGGCAGGAGGGCCACACGGCGCACGCCACGCCGGAGGAGGCGGAGGAGCAGGCGCUGCAGAUGAUUCGCGUAUACGAGGAGUUCGCGCUGACUCAGGCGGCGAUCCCGGUGUUCGUGGGGCGGAAGAGCCCGCGCGAGACGUUCGCGGGCGCGGACCACACGUACACGAUCGAGGCGAUGAUGGGCGACGGGAAGGCGUUGCAGGCGGGGACGUCGCACAACUUGGGGCAGCAUUUCUCCAAGGCGUUCGGGAUCAAGUACCUGACCGAGGCCGGGGACGGGACGCAGGAGUUCGCGUGGCAGUCGUGCUGGGGCGUCUCGACGCGCUUCAUCGGCGGGCUGAUCAUGGCACACGGCGACGACCAGGGCCUGAAACUGCCGCCGAACCUCGCGCCGAUCCAGGUGGUGAUCGUGCCGGUCGCGGUGAAGAAGGAGGAGGACCGCGCCGCGGUGGAGGAGGCGUGCGCGGGCCUCGAGCGCGCCUGCGAGGACGCGGGCAUCCGCUGCAAGAUCGACACGCGUUACGACAAGAGCCCCGGGUUCAAGUUCGCGCACUGGGAGCAGCGCGGCGUGCCCGUGCGCGUGGAGGUCGGCCCGAAGGACGUGGAGAAGAACGCGUGCGUCGUCGCGCGCCGCGACGUGCCUGGGAAGGACGGAAAGGAGUUUGGCGUGCCGCAGGCCCCCACGGAGUUCAUUGCGCACGUGCGCGGGGUGCUGGAGUCGGUGCAGGAGGGCAUGCUGGCGGAGGCGCGGGCGUUCCGGGACGAGAACGUGGUGGACUGCGCGACGUACGAGGAUCUGGUGGCGACGGUGGAGGGCGGGAAGUGGGCGCGGGUGCCGUGGGGCGCGGACGACGACGCGGAGGCCAAGGUGCAGGAGGAGACGGGCGCGACGCUGCGGUGCUUCCCGCUCGAGCAGCCCGCGGAGCAGGGCAAGUGCGUCGUGACGGGGGAGCCCGCGCCCGUUGCGCUCUUCGCCAAGGCCUACUAG